GGGCCGGGGCCGGGGCCGCCCGCCCGCCUGGGCUCUGGCAGAGGUUGCGGUUUCUACGCUCAAAUGCUGGGGGGCCCACCGGUGCGAAGGGGUGCACAUGAAGUCACCGUGAAGAGAGUGGCUCUCGCUUCCACAGACCUCGUGGCUGCGAGGUGAGGCUAAGAUGAGCAUAACCAGCGACGAGGUGAACUUCCUGGUGUAUCGCUACCUCCAGGAGUCAGGCUUCUCCCACUCGGCGUUCACCUUCGGCAUCGAGAGCCACAUCAGCCAGUCGAACAUCAACGGGACGCUGGUGCCGCCCGCCGCCCUCAUCUCCAUCCUGCAGAAGGGGCUGCAGUACGUGGAGGCCGAGAUCAGCAUCAACGAGGACGGCACGGUGUUCGAUGGCCGCCCCAUAGAGUCCCUGUCCCUCAUCGACGCCGUGAUGCCCGAUGUGGUGCAGACGCGGCAGCAGGCCUUCCGGGAGAAGCUCGCGCAGCAGCAGGCCAGUGCGGCGGCGGCGGCAGCAGCAGCAGCAGCAGCAGCAGCGGCAGCCACGGCGGCCACGGCGGCCACGACAGCCACGGUGACCCCAGCAGCUGUUCCCCAGCCCAACGCCCCAAAGAAUGGGGAAGCCACAGUGAACGGGGAGGAGAACGGAGCACAUGCCAUAAAUAACCACUCGAAGCCCAUGGACAUAGACGGCGACGUUGAGAUCCCACCCAACAAAGCCACGGUGCUUCGGGGCCACGAGUCCGAGGUCUUCAUCUGCGCCUGGAACCCCGUCAGCGACCUCCUGGCCUCGGGGUCCGGAGACUCGACGGCGCGGAUCUGGAACCUGAACGAGAGCAGCAACGGGGCGUCCACCCAGCUCGUGCUGCGGCACUGCAUCCGCGAGGGCGGCCACGACGUGCCCAGCAACAAGGACGUGACCUCGCUGGACUGGAACAGCGAUGGGACGCUGCUGGCCACGGGCUCCUACGACGGCUUCGCGAGAAUCUGGACGGAAGACGGUAACCUGGCCAGCACCUUAGGCCAACACAAAGGCCCCAUCUUUGCCUUGAAAUGGAACAAAAAGGGGAAUUACAUUUUGAGUGCUGGUGUGGACAAAACAACAAUAAUUUGGGAUGCCCACACGGGAGAAGCCAAACAGCAGUUUCCAUUUCACUCUGCCCCCGCCCUCGAUGUGGACUGGCAGAACAACACGACCUUCGCCUCCUGUAGCACCGACAUGUGCAUUCAUGUCUGCAGACUCAGCUGCGACCGCCCCGUCAAAACCUUUCAGGGACACACAAAUGAGGUCAAUGCCAUCAAGUGGGAUCCUUCUGGAAUGUUGCUGGCGUCCUGCUCGGACGACAUGACGUUAAAGAUCUGGAGCAUGAAACAGGACACGUGUGUCCAUGACCUGCAAGCUCACAGCAAAGAGAUCUACACCAUAAAGUGGAGUCCCACCGGGCCCGCCACCAGCAACCCGAACGCCAGCAUCAUGCUCGCAAGCGCUUCGUUCGACUCCACGGUCCGGCUGUGGGACGUGGAGCGCGGCGUGUGCAUCCACACACUCACCAAACACCAGGAACCUGUCUACAGCGUCGCGUUCAGCCCCGACGGCAAGUACCUGGCCAGCGGCUCCUUCGACAAGUGCGUGCACAUCUGGAACACUCAGAGUGGGAGCCUGGUCCACAGCUACCGAGGCACUGGUGGCAUCUUCGAGGUCUGCUGGAACGCCCGAGGGGACAAAGUGGGCGCCAGUGCGUCCGACGGCUCCGUGUGUGUGUUAGAUCUGCGGAAGUGACCGCCGUGUCCGGGAGACAGAAGAGAAGUCAUGGACCAGCGGUGGGCACGGGGCCUUGGCACCCCUGAGACUGGAUCCUGCAGCUGCGAGACUGCGCGGGCGUGGCAUGUGGGCAUGACUUUGGAGCCAGCCCCUCCCCGGCCGCGCCCCGGAGCCUGUAUUCCGCAGUCCUCACCGAGCGUGUCACACACACACACAGCUGUAUCCGAGGGGGGCAGCCUGAUGCCACCAGCCGGGGGGUGCGGGCAGACGGCUCCGAUGGCUGCCAUGGUGGGGGGGAAGCUGUGCCAAAAAAGGGGAGAAAGAAAACUGCUGUGAUCACCCGAAAGGGGGUAGGAAACUCUCCCCCGCC
This is a messenger RNA of Eptesicus fuscus (big brown bat), 2123 nucleotides long. RefSeq names its product transducin beta like 1 X-linked (gene TBL1X). Gene Ontology annotation, biological process: regulation of transcription by RNA polymerase II. Gene Ontology annotation, molecular function: transcription corepressor activity; protein binding. Gene Ontology annotation, cellular component: histone deacetylase complex. The coding region runs from base 164 to 1771 and encodes 535 amino acids. The transcript has 16 exons. Lineage: Eukaryota; Metazoa; Chordata; Mammalia; Chiroptera; Vespertilionidae. The record is from RefSeq and is a predicted model, not a curated record.